UCACCGGCUGCCCUCGGGGCUCUUUCUAGAGGAUAUUCCUUUACUCUGCCCAAAAACUCCGUGUCGCUCUUGGACUCGUUAACGCGCCGCGCUGCGUGCUUCCACGCAGUCCUUUGUGACGUCCUCAGAGAGCGUCGUGAAGACUCCAGACAGUCGCGCCGCGCUGUUUUGUUACCGUGCAGGUUUGUUUACAAUCUGCAAAAAAAACAAAAAACAAAACAACAACCGGCGGUCCCCUCAUGUCCCGGUAUUUCGAGGAGGGCUCGCUGUACCAGCUGUCGCCGGUGCGGGUCAAGCUGGAGUCCCCGGAGACGGACCGCGGCGAGUCGGAGGACGAGAUGCGUGUGAAAGACGAGGAAGGGGAGGCGGCGGAGACCGCGUCCGGGAGAGCGGGCGGGGGAAGCGGCGGGUUACCGUUUAACGUGGUGGUCGUGCACCCCAGCGUCGUGGAGACCGGGUACAGUCACCAUGACAACAGCAGCAGCGCGCAGCCGUGCCCCGCAGAGCAAGCCCCCAAGAAGCGGCGCAUGCGUUUCUCGGAGGUGGAGGGUCAUGUGGUCCUGACCCAGGUGGCGGAGCGCUGGGACGAGCUCCACGGGCAGAAGAGCAAGUCUCUGUACCGCGGCGGGAAGAAGCAGAUCUGGAAUGACAUCGCCAGGCUCGUCACGGCCAAGUCCCGCCGCGUGCGGUCCGGGGAGGACGUCCGCAAGAAGUGGACCUCGGAGAAGAAGCUGCUGAAGGAGAAGGGGGCCGGCCUGCUGCGGGCGAGGGCCUGCGGGGCGGGGGGGCCGGGGGGGCAGUUCACUGCCCUGGAGCAGCGGCUCUGGAGUCUGAUGUGCAGCACCUUCGGAGGGGGGGCCGACCGGGCAGAGGCCUGCAUGGUGGGGGGGCUGGACGUUCCCGAGAUCGGCUUCGAGGAGACCUCGCCGACGCGGACUCUGCCAGACCCCCCCCAGCGCGAGGUGGAGGAGGGGGGAGGGGAGGAAGUGUCCUCCCUGACCGACAGUGACGACCUCCCCCUUCGAACCCCCCUCCCCGGCGCGGGCACUGGGACCAGCAGAGCACCAUGGAGACCCGCCCCCCCUCCGCCGGCUCCGCACCCCCCCCCGGCCCCCUCCUCCAUCGCCCAGGCCGCCGCGGGGACCCCCCGGAGGCUGGGCCGCCCCCCGCUGCCCACGCUGGAGCCGCUGGUCCGGAAGGUGCUGGAGAGGCAGGAGGAGAUCCUGGGAGCCAACCGGACUCACACCCAGCUGCUGGGCAGCGUGGACCGCUCCCUGCAGGCCAUAGCCCACAGCAUGGCCUCGCUGGCAGCCACGCACAGCAGCUACGUGAACUUCAUGAUGGCGAGGAGCCACGGACAGAACCAGAACCACAGCCAGCAGCAGGGACAGUCCAGCCAGCACGGGUUCCCUGGGGUCAGCGUCAACGUGAAUGUGAGCGGGGGGGCUGGGAGAGGCCCCCCCCAGCCGCAGGGGGCUGUCCUGCACAGGGGGGGGCUGUUUAGCAGUAGAGACUCUGGACUACCUGAUCUGGACAAUAAAAACAAGACCGAAGAGUCGUCGCUGUGUGCUUCCGGAGCGGCGGAGCGGCACUCCCCGCACCCAGACACCCGCUACUGGGGAUAACACAGCCGGGCUUGCAAUCUAAGCAUUCCCUCUUUGGUCGCUAAUUUUUAAUAAAACACUGUCAUUGUAUUUA
Messenger RNA from Acipenser ruthenus (sterlet), 1698 nucleotides. RefSeq names its product myb-related transcription factor, partner of profilin-like. The record is from RefSeq and is a predicted model, not a curated record. Gene Ontology annotation, cellular component: nucleus. Bases 240 to 1625 code for a protein of 461 amino acids. Gene Ontology annotation, molecular function: RNA polymerase II cis-regulatory region sequence-specific DNA binding; DNA-binding transcription factor activity, RNA polymerase II-specific. Gene Ontology annotation, biological process: regulation of transcription by RNA polymerase II. The transcript has 5 exons. Lineage: Eukaryota; Metazoa; Chordata; Actinopteri; Acipenseriformes; Acipenseridae.